Trachemys scripta elegans is the source of this 2048-nucleotide messenger RNA. RefSeq names its product zinc finger protein RFP-like. The transcript has 7 exons. The record is from RefSeq and is a predicted model, not a curated record. Lineage: Eukaryota; Metazoa; Chordata; Testudines; Emydidae. Bases 1 to 1044 code for a protein of 347 amino acids. Gene Ontology annotation, molecular function: zinc ion binding.
AUGUAUGGAAUUCAAGAUGGCUCAAGAGGGGUCACUUCCACUGAGCUCAGGAAAGUGAAACUCACCCAGUUACACUGCCCAGAGGGAGCCAUGGCUGCAGAGAGCCCCUUGGAAAGUCUCCAGAAUGAAGCUGCUUGUCCCAUCUGUCGGGAGCUUUUUAAAGACCCAGUGAUUAUAGGCUGUGGGCACAGCUUCUGCCGAGUCUGCAUCACCCAGUGCUGGGAAGGAUCCGAUACGAAUUUCACCUGCCCCCAGUGCAGAGAAACAGUUCAGCAGAGAAACCUCAGGCCCAACAGGCAGCUGGCAACUGUCCUAGAAAUAGCCAAAGGGCUGAGUUUCCAGGCAGCAAAGGGAGCAGGAGGGGAGAGGAUGUGUGGGGAGCACCAGGAGCCUCUCAAGCUGUUCUGCGAGGAGGAUCAAACUCCCAUCUGCGUGGUGUGUGACAGAUCCCGGGCUCACCGAGCUCACACAGUCAUUCCCAUAGAGGAGGCUGCACAGGUGUGCAAGGAAAAGAUUCAGGCCCAUUUAGAGACUCUGCGGGAAGAGAGAGAAAAGCUGCUGGGAUUUCAAGUGACUGGAGAGGGGAAAACCCAGGAAUAUCUGAUCCAGACACAAGCCGAGAGGCAGAAGAUUAUGUCUGAAUUUCAGCAACUGCGGCAGUUCCUGGAGGAACAAGAGCGACUCCUGCUGGCCCAGCUGGAGAAGCUGGACAGAAAGGUUGUAAAGAUACAGAAUGACAAUGCCAGCAAACUCUCUGAGGAGAUUUCCCGUCUCAGUGAGCUGAUCAGUGAGCUGGAGGGGAAGUAUCAGAAGCCAGCGAGUGAAUUCCUGCAGGACUUCAGAAGCACCUUGAGCAGGUGUGAGGCGAGGAAAUUCCAGCAGCCAGUGGAGAUUUCUCCGGAGCUAGAGAAGAGACUCAGUGAUUUCUCCCAAGAAAAUAUUGUUUUAAUGGGGACACUGAGGGAAUUCAAAGACACUCUGCUAUCUGAACCGGAGACAGGCGCACACAGACAGGGUAAGAUUGCAGGUGCAGGUUAUCUUUAAAAAAGAAGAAAAUUCCCAUGAAAACAUUUCCAUUAAUUUGAAGCUAAAGUUUCCAGCCAAACCAACCAAACAUUAACUGCUAAGGAAAUCCCAAGCUAAAGUCACACAAACAGUCCUUACACCACCCUUAGUGCUCAGUUCAUGCCCACACCGGUGAAUAGAAACAGAUACUGACCAACAUCCAAACACCCUUAACUCUGACCCUGGGGUUUUCAUAGAUAUUCAUAGGCCUUUUCAAUAUUAAAUUAAGAGGAAUGUGGAGAAAGCACUCUCCCCUUAGGACAGAUACACCCCUCUCCUUUACCCUGGCAGAGGGGGUCUCCCCCAUAGCUCUUCUCCAACAUCCAACCUUUGCUUAGGUCAGGGCUGGGCUCUCCCACUGGAGCGACUCACUGCUUCAUGGAUUGUGCUCUGAAAUUCAGAUAAAAAGAGGGAAAUCUCUAGGCUCAUACAGACCAGGUGAGAGAUUUCAGGAGAGGUUAACUUUCAUUUCAGAGAAAAAAAUGCAUGAAAACACUUUUAUAAACGAGUAGCUAAAGACACAAACCAAACCAACACCCAAUGUGACACUCCCCCACCCCCAAGAAAUAAAAAUACAAACUUGAAAUGUGGUGGCGAUCCCGCGCUGAAGUCACACAAACAAUCCUGCCACCAGCCUUUGCACUGAGUCCAUGACCAGACACACUCGCCCCGAGCGACACUCAAAUGCCCUGGUGUUUCCAUACCCGUCCAUGUGCCCUCUGCUUUUCCCUGAGCGAGGGGCUCUCUCCCAUGGCUUUUCACCAGCAUCCCUCCUUUCUCUUCUGCUGGGCAGGCUGAGCUCCCCAGUUCUUCCUCCGCUAGAGAUGCAGUGUUCCUCUGACGCUGCCACCUCCUCCCUUCUCUCUUCCCAAGGCCACCCCCCAUUGACCACUCUCUGGGCUGGAGUGGUUCUGCCCCAAUGCCCUGUCCCCUCCUCUUCUCCCAGGCCAGGGACAGGAGGAUGGGCUCAGUGAACUGCUUCC